Molecule: messenger RNA, 3892 nt
Organism: Protopterus annectens (West African lungfish)
Lineage: Eukaryota; Metazoa; Chordata; Ceratodontiformes; Protopteridae
Product: alpha-aminoadipic semialdehyde synthase, mitochondrial-like
Exons: 28
Coding region: 645-3446 (933 amino acids)
Cellular component (GO): cytoplasm
Molecular function (GO): saccharopine dehydrogenase activity
Source: RefSeq, a predicted model, not a curated record
CCUUGUUUGCUGGAAUGAGGUCUGAAGUUUCUAAAACUGAUGGCAGGAAGGGGCUGUGACGGAAAGGCCAAAUCUGAUAGGUUACUUGGUGCAGAGGUGUCGGGUUCCCUUCUACCCUAAAUAGUGCAGCACUGGUCCAUGCUUGUAAGAACUAGAUUCCAGACAAAAGCUGUUUUCCUUCAUGAUCAGUCUUAGCUCUGUUUUCUGCACAUGGACCAUAAUUUCACAAUGUGAGACGCGGACCAGAAAAAAUUAUGGGACCUUCAUGAGCUGUGGUAGGGAAACACAACUGAAUACACUGAAAGGCAUUGAAGAAUUUUUGGACACUAAACAAUACUACACUGUGGUCACCUUCUGAAGAGAAAGGCAAGAAACCAAAGAUCACAUGUUCUGUUUCAUCAUUAACAUAGAAAGUACUUUUGGACAAGUUUGAUCCAUAAGAAGACUGUAUAUAUAUUGUUCUGAAUUUCCAACAAAGCAUCUAGAAAAAAGGAGUUGCUGAAUGUUUAUACCUGUCUAAAGGAGAAAGGACUAAAAAGAGGGACCAGACUGGUUGCCAAACUGCCAAGAUUAGUGCUGACACAAGAGUGAUUUCAUUCUCUGAAGAACCAAAAGAACAGAAGAAUUCCUGAACCGGUGCAAAGAUGUUACGUCUAGAAAGAUACAGAAGCAAUAUAGCAAGAUUUUGCUUUCACUAUCAGCAAGCAAGAUAUGAGCAUCAUAAAACUGUACUGGCGAUCAGAAGGGAAGAUGUCAGUGUCUGGGAAAGGAGAGCUCCCCUAGCCCCAAGGCAUGUCCGAGAGCUAACAAGUGAAGGCGUUAAAGUCUUGGUGCAGCCAUCAAACAGGAGGGCGAUCCAUGAUAAGGAUUAUGUUAAAGCCGGUGCAAUUAUUCAAGAAGAUAUUUCUGAAUCAUCUCUUAUUGUUGGAGUGAAGAGACCUCCAGAUGCAAAACUCAUUCCAAAAAAAACAUAUGCAUUCUUCUCUCACACAAUUAAAGCUCAGGAGGCAAACAUGGGCCUUUUGGACGAGAUUCUUGAAAAGGAAAUCCGACUUAUAGAUUAUGAGAAGAUGGUUGAUCAGAAAGGCCUGCGAGUUGUAGCUUUUGGACAGUGGGCAGGUGUGGCAGGGAUGAUCAACAUAUUACACGGACUGGGUCUACGCUUCCUUGCCCUGGGGCAUCAUACACCAUUUAUGCAUAUCGGCAUGGCUCACAACUACAGGAACAGCAGUCAGGCUAUUCAAGCAGUGCGAGAUGCUGGUUAUGAAAUUGCACUGGGUUUGAUGCCAAAAUCAAUUGGACCUCUGACAUUUGUGUUUACUGGCACUGGAAAUGUUUCUAAGGGCGCCCAAGAAGUUAUUAAUGAACUACCUUGUGAAUUUGUGGAGCCUCAUGAACUGAAGGAAGCUUCAGAAACAGGAGAUCCAAGGAAAGUGUAUGGGACUGUCCUAAGUCGGCAUCAUCACCUUGUCAAGAAGAACAAGGGCUUGUAUGAUCCCCAAGAGUAUGAUUUAUAUCCAGAACUCUACACGUCACGUUUCAAUACUGAUAUUGCACCUUACACUACUUGUUUAAUUAACGGAAUUUACUGGGACCCACAAACACCACGCCUUUUGAAUCGACAGGAUGCCCAGAGACUGUUGGCACCUGUUAAGUCUCCUGAGAAUGAAAAGGUCACAGAAGGUUGUCCUGUGCUGCCCCACAAAUUUUUAGCUAUAUGUGACAUCUCUGCUGAUACAGGUGGUUCGAUCGAAUUCAUGACUGAAUGCACUACAAUUGACAUGCCAUUUUGCAUGUACGAUGCCGAUCAGCACUUCACGCAUGAUAGUGUGGAAGGCAGUGGGAUUUUGAUAUGUUCAAUUGACAACUUGCCAGCUCAGCUUCCCAUUGAAGCAACAGAAUAUUUUGGGGACAGACUUUUUCCUUACAUUUGGGAGAUGCUGCUGUCAGAUGCAUCUGUUCUUUUUGAAAAGCAAGAAGGGUUUUCUCCAGUUGUACGAGAUGCAGUGAUUGCUUCUAAUGGUGCUCUGACCAAAAAGUAUGAAUACAUACAGAAAUUGAGAGAGGUCAGAGAGCGUACUCAAUUUGCAUCAGUGGACACAAAAAAAAAAGUUUUGAUCCUUGGAUCUGGUUAUGUAUCUGGCCCUGUCAUUGAUUACCUAACUAGAGAUUCCAGUACUGAAGUCACACUUGCAUCUUCUCAACAGAAACAAACUGAGCAACUUGCAAAACAGUAUCAGAACUGUGUCCCUGUUACAUUGGAUGUUGACCAACAGCCAGAAACUCUUUCCAAUCUGGUGAAAAAACAUGAUAUAGUAAUAAGUUUGCUGCCAUACACAUAUCAUCCUGUGAUAGCAAAGCAAUGCAUUGCUAACAAAGUGCAUCUUGUGACAGCAAGCUAUCUGACACCAUCUGUGCAGGAACUUCACAAAAGUGCUGAAGAUGCUGGUAUAACAGUGGUGAAUGAGGUCGGCUUGGAUCCUGGCAUUGACCACAUAUUGGCAAUGGAAUGCUUUGAUAAAGCAAAAGAACAAGGAAGCACAGUGGAGUCCUAUAUUUCAUUCUGCGGAGGUCUUCCAUCACCUGAGUGCUCUGAUAAUCCAUUGAGGUACAAAUUCAGUUGGUAUCCACAGGGAGUUUUGUUGAACACAAUAAAACCUGCAACAUAUUUGAAAGAUGGAAAGAUGAUUAAUAUUCCUGCCGGCGGAGCACUGCUUGAUUCUACCAUUCCAAUUGAUUUUCUUCCAGGAUUUAAUCUAGAAGGUUUCCCUAACAGAGACAGUUGCAGAUAUAUUGACCUAUAUCAUCUCCACUCAGCUCAUACUCUUCUAAGAGGUACACUUAGAUACAAGGGGUUUUCGAAUGUCAUGACAGGAUUAGUUAAACUGGGACUUAUAAAUACAGACUCCUGCAUACUUCUGAGUUCUGAUGCACCCCAGAUAACUUGGAAAGAGCUGAUAUGCAAUCUGCUUGGAAUUCCAACAUCAACAAGCUUGGAUCUUGUUAAAGAGGCUGCCAGCAGCAAGAUGGGAGGAGAUAAGAGCAGAGUUGAAGCACUGAACUGGCUGGGACUGCUAAGUGAUGAACUGGUACCAAAAGCAGAUUCAGUUAUGGAUGCAUUGUCAAAGCUGAUGCAGGACAAGCUCUGUUAUGGUGCUGGUGAAAGAGAUAUGAUAAUUUUGAGGAAUGACAUUGGUGUUAGACAUCAGUCUGGAAAGUUGGAAAUGAAUCACGUCAGUUUGGUGGUGUAUGGUGAAACCAAUGGUUAUUCUGCAAUGGCUAAAACAGUAGGCUUCCCUACUGCUAUAGCUGCCAAGAUGGUAUUAGAUGGUGAAAUUACAACAAAAGGAAUGGUAGUGCCAUUCUCGAAGGAUAUCUACGGACCAAUGUCGGAUCGCAUCAAAGCAGAAGGCAUUCUGUAUACUGCAGAAACCAGUUUUGUGUGAACUCUUCUAGAAUGUGGUGUGGUCUGCUUUGUUCACGUCCUCACGAUGCAGAAACAUAUAUCAUAUUGACUGAUAAUCUACACAAGCAGAUUUUUAUAUGAGGUGGACUUGUUUUACUACAGACUGUAUAAAUAUAUCCAAAUGUUAGAGCUGGCACAGUGUUUUUCAUUUUGUUUGCCAAAAAUUAAAAUUAACAAAUGGCUAACAUGGCAAGAAUUUUGACUAUCUAGGAUUUUACCUGUCCUAAGGUAUACAAAUUACCUCAGCAGAAAUAUUACUACUUCAGAUAGCACAUAUUUGAACUGAUUUGGAAAUGCAGUAAAUUGUUCUUGACCAGUUUAAAUUUGCCUGAUAUUCUGCCUGCCAGUUUUGUAUGGUCUUAUGACUUCCUGGUCAUCUUCGAAGGUAUAAAAUAACAUGAGGUCUUGAUGUUUUAAAAAAACAAA